Molecule: messenger RNA, 2217 nt
Organism: Lodderomyces oxycetoniae
Lineage: Eukaryota; Fungi; Ascomycota; Pichiomycetes; Serinales; Debaryomycetaceae
Gene: DSL1
Product: Dsl1p
Exons: 2
Coding region: 1-2217 (738 amino acids)
Source: RefSeq, a predicted model, not a curated record
AUGACAAGUAUAGAGAGCAAGAUCGACAGCCAAAAGGCGAAUUUAAAAGAUAUAGAUGAGUAUCUCAAUACACUCAAGCAGAAAAUCACGGAAAAUUAUCUCUUGAAACUACUUGCAUCGCAGGAUCAGUUUAAACAUCAAGGAAAUACUUUAACAAAUGAAACCCUUGACAAAUUAUCACUAGCUCAAUUAAGCCGCAAGAGUCAAACAAUAGAGAACGAAAUUAGCGAGCUACAAAAGUUUCAAGAAAUCACUCAACUUCUUACUGAGAUUGAGUCGAUCAUUACCAGUUACCUGGUCAAUAUAGGUUCCUUGCCUGAUUUUGAACACGUCAGCAAACUAUUCAAGGAGGUAAAGAGCAGGUUGAACUCAAAUUACUUGAUUUGUAGACAAAUAACCAAGAAGGUGGCCAAGCUUUAUCGGCAAUUUUUGGACUUGUUAGAUGAUUUUUUGCUACUACUCGUACCUGAUCAAUUCACUAUUCGCAACUUCUCAACUUUGAAUAAGCUUAAUUCUUUUGUAUUGGAAAAUGAUUACGUAUUGAAUACGUAUGAUAUAUAUCGGGCGCAAUGGGAUGAACUCGUUGAUCGCAUAUUCCAAGAUGAUGUAGAGGUGGUGAUUAUCAAUGAAAAUAACACAAACAAUAAUGAUGAUGCUGCUGCUGCUGCUGCUGCUGCUGAAGAUGCCGAGUUUGUAAUUAGUUUGCAAAAGGGUAACAACUUUAUUGAGAGCUUAACCAAUUUCAUACGGUUCAUAAACAAGGUACAAUAUUCUUCAAUCAAGCACUAUUUAGACUCUAGGAUUGAAAAGCUUUUGACUGAUAAGAUUUUCAAGCUGAUUGAUUCAAUUGUUAACGACCCUAAUAAGAUUCACCAAUUGAAACAGUUGGUGGUACUAUGCAAAAGCACCAACUGGAAUGUUUUGAACAAAAUUGAAGGCCAAGGUAACAUUGAGGAGAAAUUGAAUAAAUUACACCAACAGUGGAUUAUUAAUGAAUUUGUGAUUGCUGUAAAACUGGCCAUGACGUCAGAUGCAAUCAAACAAACAACGCAGAUUCAAAUUGAAGUAGAGGAGGAGAAGAAGGAGGAGGAGAAGGAGGAGGCGGAAGAGAAGGAGGAGGCGGAGAAACUACGGUUACCAAAGGAGGAAAAUGAUGACGGUUGGGAUGAGAAUUGGGACGAAGGUUGGGAUGUUGAGGAGGAUAAUGUUGUAUCUCAGAAAACCAAAGCAAGUCAUUCAACUAACCAGGAGCUUAUAAUAAUAUCACAAGUCCCCGAGAAAAUCAAGCCAAUAUUUGACAAAUUUGGCAAGCAGCUAAAGGAUGUCUCCUACUUAGCCAGCACCAUUAAUGCUCUAGCUCUCGUUCAAUAUCCAAGUCCAAAGCAAUCUUUCCUCAUGUAUAAUGACUUUAUAAAACUAUCCAAUGACUUUUCAAUUGAUUCUUUUGCGCAGUUUGCUACUCAUACAUGGAACCAAGAAAUGAUCAAUUUAUACCUGGAACUAAAGCUGCUUAUGGCCACCAUAAACUUACACCUGGACGAACCAUUGGCAAUGGAGGAGAUACUAGAUGACUAUAAUAUGAAUCAAAUUAGCCUGAUAUACAGCUGGUUUCAAAAUUUAUUUGAAAAAACACAACUACAAAGCACCAACUUGCACAAGUUCCAAUACCUUAUAUGUGAGCUAGUUGAUUUCGUUAAUAACCUGUUCAUUCAAACAAUCAUAGCUAUGGAUGACAUUAGUGAAAACCAAUGCAGUGUAAUAGCAUUGGUGAUUGAAAACUUGAACAAUAUCACAAUCCCAUUUGUCACAUCGCUUGGCAAGACAAGAGACUCAAUUGAAUCUUUCAAUAAGUUGGAUAAUGUCAAGUUCUUGUUAAAGAAUCACCUCAAAGAUAUCAUGGAACGUUUCUAUCAAGGCGAAUUAUUUGACCUUACCACAAAUGAAAUUACCAAGUUAAUUCAAAGCGUGUUUCUACCUAGCGAGUUGAGAGACGGGUAUGUGAACGAGAUCAUCGAUUUCAGAAAGAUCCCUUCAGUUUUACCAAGAACUCUUUCUAUUGCUCCUGAACAACCGGAACAAGACAUUGUAACGUCAAAAUGGUACUUAUGGGACAUGUUUUUUUUUUCUAGAAGAUCGACUUUAAGUAAGCUGAAAGAGGCAAAACUGAAAGAGGACGAAAAUGCUACUCAACACUACCUUUUUAUAUAUAAAGGUUGA